CGGCGCUGUGGGUUCCCGACGCUCCAGGAGAUCGUCGAGCCCCGCGCGAUGGCGUCGCGGUACGACCGGGCCAUCACCGUGUUCUCCCCGGACGGGCACCUGUUCCAGGUGGAGUACGCCCAGGAGGCGGUGAAGAAGGGCUCCACGGCGGUUGGAAUUCGUGGCACCAAUAUCGUUGUACUUGGGGUAGAAAAGAAGUCAGUCGCCAAGCUUCAGGACGAGCGGACUGUGAGGAAGAUCUGUGCCCUGGAUGACCACGUCUGCAUGGCUUUUGCAGGGCUGACUGCGGACGCUCGAGUGGUGAUAACCAGGGCCCGCGUGGAGUGCCAGAGCCAUAAGCUUACCGUUGAGGACCCAGUCACUGUCGAGUAUAUAACUCGCUUCAUAGCAUCCUUAAAACAGAAAUACACUCAGAGCAAUGGACGAAGACCUUUUGGCAUUUCUGCCCUAAUUGUAGGCUUCGACGAUGAUGGUAUCCCAAGACUGUACCAGACCGAUCCCUCUGGUACUUACCACGCUUGGAAGGCAAAUGCAAUAGGCCGAAGUGCUAAAACUGUCCGAGAAUUUCUAGAAAAGAAUUACACAGAAGACGCCAUAGCUAAUGACAGUGAAGCUAUCAAACUAGCAAUAAGAGCUUUGCUAGAAGUUGUCCAGUCCGGUGGGAAAAACAUUGACCUUGCUAUCAUGAGAAGAAACCAGCCUUUGAAAAUGUUUAGUGCCAAGGAAAUUGAAUUACAAGUCAUUGCAAUAGAAAAGGAAAAGGAAGAAGCAGAGAAGAAAAAACCAAAGAAGACUUUGUGAACCCUGAGAGCUUUUAAUGUUGUGUUGUGCUUAGAAUUAGUGAGUUUUAAAGGAAAUACGCUGGUUUAUGGCAUUGCAUUAGUAGUUACGUGCUGUUUUGAGACUGCAGAUUUGUGACUCUCCUUAGUCUAUUACAGGGACAGACAUACAAGAAUAUGUAGAUUUUCUUUGAAAAUAUUUUAAUGAUUGUUGAAAGCAGUCAUAAUUCCACAUAAGCUUGAGACUAUACUCUAUAACUUGUCCAGUGUGUUAUAUUUCUUCAUAUAUGAAAAUUAAGACAAAUUUUAAUUUAAAAAAUGAAUAAUUUGGUGACAUUUGAGUAUUGACCGUCAGGUAGAGAGAUACCUAUUUAGAAAUAGACUGAA
Myotis daubentonii (Daubenton's bat) is the source of this 1166-nucleotide messenger RNA. RefSeq names its product proteasome 20S subunit alpha 8 (gene PSMA8). Gene Ontology annotation, cellular component: proteasome core complex, alpha-subunit complex; proteasome core complex. The record is from RefSeq and is a predicted model, not a curated record. Lineage: Eukaryota; Metazoa; Chordata; Mammalia; Chiroptera; Vespertilionidae. Gene Ontology annotation, biological process: ubiquitin-dependent protein catabolic process.